Molecule: messenger RNA, 2256 nt
Organism: Yarrowia lipolytica CLIB122
Lineage: Eukaryota; Fungi; Ascomycota; Dipodascomycetes; Dipodascales
Biological process (GO): DNA-templated transcription; regulation of DNA-templated transcription
Cellular component (GO): nucleus
Molecular function (GO): transcription cis-regulatory region binding; DNA-binding transcription factor activity, RNA polymerase II-specific; zinc ion binding
Source: RefSeq, a predicted model, not a curated record
AUGAAGCGACCGGCCACAGACUCUCCCGAGGAAUACGGCGACGACCGGCUCGACGGCGCCAAGCCGCCUCUCAAAACCCGUCCGGUCACGUCCUGUUCCAUGUGUCGCCAGCAAAAGGUCAAGUGUGAUGCUGGCAAAAUGUACCCCAACGCGUGCACCCGAUGCGCGAAGCUCAACAAGCAUUGCGUGGUCGACCCGCUGUAUAAACCGCCCAAGGGCUCGCAGCUCAAGUCACUGAUGGACGACGUGCACCAGCUGCGCCAGGAGAUUGAGAUGCUGAGACAGCCGCAGCAGCCGGCCCCAGUGCAGACUCCAGUGUCCGUGCCGCCAGUAACACAGAUGGAACAGCAGCAACAGCAGCAGUCUGAACUGCAUCAGAUGAUACCACCACAGAACCAUACACACCAUCCCCAUCAUAUCUUACACGCACCACCACACACUCCCUACCCCCCUCAUCCACACACACAGUUGCCACCACUACCGCAACAACCACAGGCACAAAUACAGGCACAAAUACAGGCACAAUCACAUCCGCCACACCUCCCUCCCAUUACCAUCCACCCCAACCACACGUCCAAGCCGGUCACAACCACAACCUCGGCUUCUCCGUCGUCCACUUACACGCUAAAUGGAGUCACGCUCAACAAUGAACGCGUCUUGCGGCUCCACAAACGCUUUGUAGAACGCUAUCUGCCGUACCUGCCCAUUUUGGAGACCCACUCGCCCGAAGAGCUAUACGAGCAGUCAAAGCUGCUGUUCUGGACCGUUAUGGUCACGGCAUGCCAGUCUGACCCUAACCCGCAGCAAUACAACCAGCUAUGGCCGCACGUCAAGAACCUCAUCAUCGAAACGUGCUGGUUGCACACACCACGGUCCACCCAUGUGGUUCAGGCCCUGCUGGUUCUGGCCACGUGGCCUCUUCCAAACAUGAAGAUUCUUGACGACUGGAGCUACCGGCUCAUCGGCCUCGCCAAAAACAUUUCGCUGCAGCUGGGCCUGCACCGGGGUGAGUUUGUGUCCGAGUUUUCACGUUCGCAAGUGCGAAUGACGGAUGCAGUCAAAUGGCGAACCCGUUCGUGGAUGGCGAUCUUCUUCUUGGAACAGGUCUGGUGUUCUUCUCUUGGCCUCCCACCGACAACCCAGGCCGACUCGCUCAUCAACAACGCCGCAACCAAGCUGCCGUCCUUCUCAUUCUCGAUUCUCGUCCGGCUGUCGGCCUUUUGUUCGCGACUCAUCAACCUUGUGGGCAACUCACAGACAUCGGCAGACGGUCUCAUCCCCUACGACGACCGCAUCAACGUGCUGGCCGUUAUCAACAAUGAGCUUGACAUUGUGGCCCAACAGCUGGAUCUGUCGGAGCCCUCAGCGGAAAUGUACUACCUUAACAUCCGACUGAUGAUUGCGGUCUUCUCCUUCAUCGGGGGCACAGACACGCGGUUCAUCAUGAACGCGUACAAUGCGGCGACGCGAGCCGUCGCCAUUCUGUGUGGAUUGCCUUAUCAGAUCACACAGUAUCCUAUUUGGAUGCGUCAAUGUGCGUCUUUCGCAGCCACGGUUCUCUUCCGACUUCAUUUGAGCCCCCACUUGCUGCCCAAAUACCAUGAGACCGCUCGAGGAUCCGUAGUGGCCCUACACGCGAAGUUCAAGCAGAUGGUUGCCCACUGGCCCGUGGACAACGACAUUUCGCGAAUCGCCAAGGUUGUAGAAAAACUGAAUCGCACGAUUGUGACGAAUCCGGAGCUUUUCAAGACCCCAGGCAUUGUGUCACGAAUGCGGUCACAUCUAUCUGCAUCCUUGUUUUACGAGCUGAUUUGGAUCAUUCACGAAGCUCAACGGAGAAACGGCGGAGGCAACUCCCAGGGAGUUUCCACCAGCAACACCGGCGGCCGGAACACACCGACACAGCAGACGGCUUCUUCCAGCGUUGCUGCGUUAACAAACAAUAGCAGCAACGGCGGCAAUACUGCAGGAGCCGGGACUGCUACGAAUGGCGGUGGAGCCACGGCUGCUCCGUCCACAAACGGGUCUUCGGGAGCUGCUCCGAUCAACGGGAUCAUCAAGACUGACUCGGACGACCCUGAUCCGUCAAUGGCUCCUUUGCAGCUCGAGCGACCGCCAGUGGUCAAGGAUGAGCAGUUUAACGAUUUCGGCUUUCCUCCGGAUCUGGGUGUGAUGGAUAUCAUGCAGGAUUGGAUGGACGGCAAGGGCGAUGACUUUUUGGGAUGGAUGGAUGUCAAUCUGUCGCCAGAAUUUUAA